ACUUACGAAGCCGAAAAAACACAACCUAAUUAACAGCUGCUGAACCUCCUUCGACCGCCCGUGGCCGAGUGACGACCGACGAUGGACUGACAUCGUAAAGGCCCAAAGGGGGUUUAACAACUUCGAAACUCUGCACUCCAUUGUUUCGAUUCCCAUUUCUACGUUCUUCGCCGCCAUUUUCCCUCCUCUCUGCUGCAUGAUGGAGGCUGUGAGACUGCGAGUUUCGUUCAAAGACAAGGACCUACUCACCGAUUCCCUCACCGGGUUGAGCCGCAGCUGGAUUUUCCUAAAACCUCAUCUCCGAACUAUUUCCGACUUAUCCUCCUACAUCCUCUCCGUUUUCCGUCUUCACGAUGCUUGUCCCAACGGUGUCAUCCUGUCUAUGGAUGGCUUUGUGUUACCUCCAUUUGAGUCGGUUUGUAUCUUGAAGGAUAGGGACAUUGUCAGAGUGAAGAAGAAGAAAAGUAAGGCAACUAUUCUGGGCGAAGGUGACAGAUUGAUCGAAACUGAGGAGUUCAGGGAGAGGAAACCUGUUGACAAUGGAGUGAAAUUUCUGGCUGAUAAGGAGUUUGAAAAUGAAUCUAAUGGGUAUGAGAGUCAAUCAGAGGAAGAUGAAACUAAUGCUACUUUGCCGGUGAAAGCUGUGCCAGUAGGAAAAAAAGUGUCCAAAAAAAGGAAAGCUUCGAAGAUUAUUCACAAUUCAAAGAGGAAGAAAAAUAAAUCUUCCCCUACUGAAGAAUUUCCAACUAUCAUAGCAGAUGUUCGGCACACUGAUGAAAAGCAUGAAGAAAGAAACCAUCUGAAGUCUAACCUCCCACAAAAGGUCCUAGUAAGCAAAAAGGAUUCAUCCAGCAGUUCUAGCGAAUGUGAUUCCGAUACAUCCAGCAGCAUUGAAAUUGGUGGAAAAAGCAACAAUAUUAUUAAGUCAACUACCAAUGCAGAGAGGGUUGAUCAGCUUGGAGCUGGCCGGACCCAUGUUGAGUUGUCUGACACAGCUGGUGAAAGUAAAAAGGGUCCUAGUAGAAGUACUCGCCGUAAGAAGGCAAAAAGGCGUUGGCUGAGGGAAAGAGCUCAAAAUGAAGAGCAACAGCAACAGUUAUUUGAAACAAAUUUAGAUCAAGGGCCAAGUCAAAAUGAUGAUGUUGAUAUGGAUGAUGACACUGUUCCUGUGGUAGUUAAGCCAGGUCACAUUCGAUUUGAGCCAGUUGGAAAAGUUGUGACGGAUCAGGCUGGGCAGGAAAAGGAAAACCAUUUCCCUAAGGAAACAUUGCAUUGGAAUGGCAUCACCAACAAGAAGAAGGGCCAAAAAUGGGGCAAAGAGAAAACUCCAUCUUGGAAGAGGAACAAUUCUAACGUUUGUACUAGCGAACCUCUUCAAUUACUUUCUGAAACUGAGCAACCUAAAACUCCGGUUCCUGUAGUUGGUUCAAUAAAUUUUGAUGAACUUCGACCGUACACUGGCUUGCCUCAGGAAGGUGAUUUAAUUGCAUAUCGUUUGAUUGAGUUAUCAUCAACCUGGACACCUGAGAUUUCCUCCUUCCGAGCUGGAAAAGUAUCAUGGUACGACACGGAAUCCAAUCGGAUUAUGCUCAUACCAGUUCCAGAAUAUCCAAUACCUGUGAAGAAGGAGAUAGACGAGGAUUCUGAAUUACAAUCGGAUACAACCCCGUAUGGGGAAGAUGGCUCUUUAAAGAUAGAUUUUGCCUCUCUCGUUGAUCUUCGGCUUAUCAGGCAAGGAAACUUGGAUUCUUCGAGAACUGCAGUUAACCAGGAAAUCACUUCUAAACAAAUUGCAGAAAGUUCCAAGCAUGUCCAUAACAAUGGAGAUGCCAACGACACUAGACAAGGUAAUGGAAAAGUAAGUGCGUGGGAUGAAAUCAGCGAGGCUCUGAGUGCAAAGAAAGUGGAACUUUCUAAGAAUAAUGGUUGGAAUCAAGAAGAGAGUUCAGGAAGGAAGUCUUGGUCCUAUAGAGCACUCAGAGGCAGCGCCCUCGGUCCAACAAUGGCUCUCUUAAGAUCUCAAAAAGAACUCUAAAUAAAAUCUUCUGGGUCCAAACGACGUACAUGUACAUUUGCUCCCCAGAAGACACGCUCUUGUCAAGGUUGUGUUUGUUAGAAUCUGCAGGUGCUAGUUUUCUGUGAUGGUGCUGCCUAUGACCAUCAAGUUCAGACUGAUUUGCGAACUGUGGAAGUGACAUUUUGUGGUUGGAAAUGGGUGACAAAUUUGACCGAGUAGAAUUAUAUGCCAGACCGACUAAGGUCCUGCACAGUCAAAUCUUAUUUAAGCUGUUGAUGGAGCUUCGAAGGAUGUAAAUCUGUAGUUUUGUCAAAAUGGAAAGCAGCUCUCCCAAAUAAUAUAAUACAUGGGAAUAUCGGUAGCUUGAAUAUUUAUAUCUUGUGAAACUAUAUAAAUAGUCUAAGUAUGAAUUUAUCUUAUGUAGUGUUAGCAUCUGAAGAUUCACUUCGACAACAAAGGGGACUAAAUUGCAAAUCUAAACCCAAGAUUUUUGUUUAA
Molecule: messenger RNA, 2515 nt
Organism: Cucumis melo (muskmelon)
Lineage: Eukaryota; Viridiplantae; Streptophyta; Magnoliopsida; Cucurbitales; Cucurbitaceae
Product: coilin
Exons: 13
Coding region: 197-2035 (612 amino acids)
Biological process (GO): spliceosomal snRNP assembly
Cellular component (GO): Cajal body
Molecular function (GO): U2 snRNA binding; U1 snRNA binding
Source: RefSeq, a predicted model, not a curated record